GAGUCAAGAAAGAGGAAGAGCAUGCCAUUAAUCCAAGGUUCUCAAGUACCAUCUGAACCCUUAGCAGCUGUUGUAAUAAUGGCUUGCAACCGCCCCGAGUAUCUUGAAAGAACAAUUGAAUCUGUCCUGAAACAUAGGAGUUCAGUGGCUUCAAAAUUUCCCAUUUUUGUGUCUCAGGAUGGAACAAAUCCAGAUGUAAAAAGGAAAGCUUUGAGUUACAACCAAAUAAGACAUAUUCAGCACUUGAAUCUUCAGCCUGUGCAUCCUGAGAGGCCUGGUGAAAUAGUUGCAUACUACAAGAUUUCAAGGCAUUAUAAGUGGGCCUUGGACGAGCUUUUUUUCAAAAAGAAUUUCAGUCGUGUAAUUAUAUUGGAAGAUGACAUGGAGAUUGCGCCAGAUUUUUUUGAUUAUUUUGAGGCCACAGCGACUCUACUUGACAAUGAUAAGAGCGUCAUGGCUGUUUCUUCAUGGAAUGAUAAUGGUCAACGACAGUUUGUUCUUGAUGCUGAGGCCCUUUACCGUUCUGAUUUCUUUCCUGGACUGGGAUGGAUGCUGACAAAAUCUACCUGGGUUGAACUGUCGCCUAAGUGGCCUAAAGCUUAUUGGGAUGACUGGUUAAGACUAAAGGUUGUACGUAAGAAUCGCCAAUUUAUUCGCCCGGAGAUCUGUAGAACAUUUAAUUUCGGUGAACAUGGUUCUAGCAUGGGGCUGUUUUUCAAGCAAUAUUUGGAGCCUAUCAAAUUAAAUGAUGCCCGUAUUAACUGGAAGGAAAUGGAUCUCGGUUAUCUAAAGGAGGGAAAUUUCUCGAAGCACUUUGCAAAAAUAGUUGCAGAUGCAAAACCCCUUUAUGGAGCAGAUGUCAUCCAACAGGCUUCUAACAUAGAUGGAGAUGUCAGGAUCAGAUACAGUGAUCAGUCUGAGUUCGAGAGAAUUGCACGCCAAUUUGGAAUAUUUCAAGAGUGGAAGGAUGGCAUCCCAAGGACAGCAUAUAAAGGUGUUGUCGUCUUUCGGUAUAAAACUUCAAGGCGCGUAUUUCUUGUUGGUCCAGCUUCUCUCAGGCAGCUUCAAAUAGAGAACAUUUGAGCCUUACCGCACAGCAAAUUCUGGAGCUUCUCUCUCUGAUUAUAAGAAAUCUGGCAAGCUGUUACAGUUCUGCAAAGCAACAUUUUAAGUUUCUGUAAAUACCAGACUUCGUCUUUAUCAUUUUUUGAAUGUUCUCUUAUGCUAUUUUAACACCAUAUGUUGUAGUAUUGUUAUUUUUACCAGAUAUUAAAUUAGCUAUAAAUGCAUAUAUCCGAUCAAUUUCAUUUCAUUUAAUUGACUUGAUUGGUAGCUGCCAUGCUAUCUAUUUAUGAAAAGAUGACUUUCACUUUCCGAAAGUUAAAAUGAUAGUAUUUUGGAUAU
Molecule: messenger RNA, 1404 nt
Organism: Phalaenopsis equestris
Lineage: Eukaryota; Viridiplantae; Streptophyta; Magnoliopsida; Asparagales; Orchidaceae
Product: alpha-1,3-mannosyl-glycoprotein 2-beta-N-acetylglucosaminyltransferase-like
Cellular component (GO): Golgi apparatus
Molecular function (GO): alpha-1,3-mannosylglycoprotein 2-beta-N-acetylglucosaminyltransferase activity
Source: RefSeq, a predicted model, not a curated record